Messenger RNA from Thalassophryne amazonica, 1178 nucleotides. It is a transcript of the gene epoa, whose product is annotated as erythropoietin a. Bases 210 to 758 code for a protein of 182 amino acids. Gene Ontology annotation, cellular component: extracellular region. Gene Ontology annotation, biological process: nucleate erythrocyte development. NCBI's taxonomy places the organism in Eukaryota, Metazoa, Chordata, Actinopteri, Batrachoidiformes, Batrachoididae. The record is from RefSeq and is a predicted model, not a curated record. Gene Ontology annotation, molecular function: hormone activity; erythropoietin receptor binding; cytokine activity. The transcript has 5 exons.
AGGUGCAGAUUGUCAUCUAGGAAACAAUGCCAACUUUAAUUUCAGUCAUAGAUUAAAAGAAAGGAAAAAAAAAAUAUCAAACGGGAUCAGAUUUGAGAAACACCUACCGGAUAAGUGCAGGAGAUCCACAAAAGAGCUUCGUUUCCAAUUAAUAGACGGACCUGAGGGGUCAAACCGCGAGGACCCCGGGGGGCUCUGCGGACACCGCCAUGGAAUUAACCCGACUACUUACCUUGCUGUUGAUGCUGUUGGAGUGGACCCGGCCAGGCCUCCUGUCCCCGCUGAGGCCCAUCUGUGACCUGAGGGUCCUGGACCAUUUUAUUAAAGAAGCACGAGACGCAGAAAUCGCUAUGAGGUCAUGUAGGGAAGGAUGUAGCCUGUCAGAGUCAGUCACUGUGCCUCAAACCACAGUCGAUUUUGAUGUCUGGGAGAACAAAAAUGCGUUGGAUCAAGCCCAGGAGGUGCAGUCGGGGUUGUGGUUUUUAAACCAGGCCCUCAGCUUGCUCCGCACCUCAGUCACCAACACAGCACUGCACAGUCACAUAGACAACUCCAUCAGAAACCUGCAGAGCCUCAGUGGUGUGCUGCGGAGCCUCAACAUCCAGGAAUAUACCCUGCCAGCAAGUGCAGCCGGGGGCGAGGGCACAUGGAAGGUUUCCUCUGCCACAGACUUGCUUCAAGUCCACAACAACUUCCUCCGAGGCAAAGUGCGCCUCCUCCUUUCGGGUGCACCAGCUUGUCAACAAGAGGUCAGCUGAUGGUCCAACAUCCCGACCGUUGGUGAGGCGGAUUUGUGUUUCCGAAAGCAAGAGGAAAGACUCGACACUGUUUGCCUGCUCUUUGUCGGAUGUAAGCGCUUGCAAUGUGAAGAUUCAGCUGUCCUUGUAGAAGUGAAGGAAGUUGAAGGGUAACGACAGUUCCGGCUAGGCCUUGAAAUGGAUACGAGAAGACUGCACCUUAGAAUGGACAAGUAAAACAUGGACGUUGUGAAGACACGCCGACCAAACACGAGGCCUUUGAGAAACACUGCUUCAAUAGCUGUUUUACUGGCACUCUUUCGCACUUUGUGUGUGCAUGUUGUUUGUAUGUGAGUAAGGUUUGUAUGUCCCCCAAGUUUGACCCUACACCUUUUGUUGCAGACAUUUGUUGAAUGGGCCACCAACUGCACCUGAACAUAA